Molecule: messenger RNA, 990 nt
Organism: Acyrthosiphon pisum (pea aphid)
Lineage: Eukaryota; Metazoa; Arthropoda; Insecta; Hemiptera; Aphididae
Product: ankyrin repeat domain-containing protein SOWAHB
Exons: 5
Coding region: 180-908 (242 amino acids)
Source: RefSeq, a predicted model, not a curated record
UACUAUUUGAUUUAAUUGUUUUGAAUUUAAAUAAUUUUUGUAGUUACUAGCGUUGAAAUUUGUGUUAAACUUUUAGACGACUUGUGUUUUGGCAAUUUACUUUGUAAUUUUCAUAUAAUUUUUCGUACACUUAAAUCCACUUUUAGAUUAUUAUAUUAUUACUAAAAUAUAUUGGGAUUAUGGCUGUUCCGAAUGAGUUAAGUUUGGAAUCCGUCCGUGAUUUCAUGAUUAUGAACAAUGGUAGAGUUACUAAUCAUGACCUAGUGACUCACUUUAAAUAUUUUCUAACAAAUCCACAAAAUAGAGCUGAAGCAAGACAUCAGUUUAAAGAAAUUGUUAAUACUGUGGCUACCGUUACUUGUGGAGAAGAUGGAGAAAAGUAUUUAAUGCUUAAACGGCGCUUUCGAGUAGCUGGUUGCAUUGGUUUAUCAUUAGAACCCUCCAUGAGCACAGCCUCUUCUCUAACUUCACUAACCUCUUACCCUGGUUUAUCUUCCGUACAUCAUUCAUUAUCUCAAGAUUCUCUUAUUGACCCUCCAAGAUUCCAACAAAGAUCACCAAUGGUAUCACCAUCAGCUAGACAACCCCCUCCUUAUCGCCCACCACCUUCUCCUAUUGCAUCGCCUAAAGAAUGCUCACCAACUAAAGAAGCUGCACCGCCUGUUCCUCCUAGGCGUAGAAGUUCUGAAAAAAUUAAAUUGAUUGAAUUAAGUGACAAUGUUAUAGUAAAUUCUAAAGAUAAUUAUAAAGAAAACGAUCAACCUCAACAGCCUCAGAUAAGUGUUAAAGACAGAACUCAAAAAUUUAACCGGAUAGCAUCUGAAAAUGCCUUACACUUAGCUAGUCAACUACCAUCGCCAAAUAAGAAAAAAAUAGAUAAGGUAAUUUAUACUAAUUUAUUUGCUUGAUUUAUGUUCUAUAUUAGUCAUAUUUAAUAAGUUAGUUUAUGUAGUGUGAAGAGAAUUUAUGUUUAUCAAAUUUAAAUUUGUU